UGGCCGACGCGUGUCUAAUGUCAGAGACUCAUUAAAAUUUUAACGAAAAUUUUAUGCGAAAUAUUUUAUUUAUUUUUAUCAAAAUGCUUCCAUUUCAUUAAAUUAAAUGAUAUUGCCAUAAAAAUAUUUACGUUAAACGUUAUUUACCUUUGCAAAGUAAAGAGCCGUGUAUGCGUCAUUGGGUUUGGUUAGGAAGUGUAGUGAAUUUGAUGAGUUUGUAAUUGGCUGUUUGGUUUGUGAGUGAUGUCGUUUCCACCUCGUCCUCCUAUGGUGCCCUAUGGAAUUGCACCUGGGGUCGUUACUAUGCAGAUGCCAACACACGUGAUGGUGGGUGCGUACGGCACGGGAGGCGUGAGCAGCGGCGGCCGGGGAGCGCUGCUGCCGGCGCCCGCCAGUAACGCAGGUAAAGCCGUCCCGCGCCCUGCUCGCCCACAAAAUGGCGCCAAGGAUGAGGGGCCUGCAGUUACGGUGUUCAUCGGCAACAUCUCGUCGCGCGCGCCCGACGCCAUGAUCCGCGCGCUGCUGGGCGCGUGCGGCGCCGUGGCCAGCUGGAAGCGCGUCAGCACGUUCGGCUUCUGCGAGUUCUGCGGGCCCGAGGCGGCGCUGCGCUGCGUGCGCCUGCUGCACGAGCGCGCGCUCGCCGACAAGAGCCUGCUGGCGCGCGUCGACGGCAAGAUGCAGGCGCUCGUCGACACCUACAAGACCGAGCAGCGCACGCGCAUCGCGGAGGGCGGCGGCGAAUAA
Molecule: messenger RNA, 744 nt
Organism: Zerene cesonia (dogface butterfly)
Lineage: Eukaryota; Metazoa; Arthropoda; Insecta; Lepidoptera; Pieridae
Product: RNA-binding protein 25-like
Exons: 5
Coding region: 244-744 (166 amino acids)
Biological process (GO): regulation of alternative mRNA splicing, via spliceosome
Cellular component (GO): spliceosomal complex
Molecular function (GO): mRNA binding
Source: RefSeq, a predicted model, not a curated record